AAGCUUAGAAGAAGCAGCAACAGCAGCAGAGACUCAAAGCAGAGACAACAACAAAGACAGAGCAGCCAGGAUGUCCAAGCAAGUGUACUCGGCGCAUCCAGCGCUGGCCGCUGAGCAGCUGGCAGCAGCAACAGCAACAACAACGACAGCAGCAGCAGCAGCAACAACAAUGUCGAGCAGCAGGCGAAAGAAUACGCCCAAGAAAUAUACGAUGAGAAGCUGUGCGGCACAUGCGGCAGCCGUAGUGGCAGCCAAAGCGUCAGCAACAGCAAUACCCACACCAGCAACACCAACAGCAGCAGCAGCAGCAGCAGCAACAAGCAGUGCAGUGAGAUUGGCUGAGGAUGCAAAGAAAACGCAGCCGGAGCGAACUAAUUUGGCUGCAGUGGAUGAUGAUGAUGACAUUGACUGCGAUGAUGUGGACAGUGUUAACUUUGGCCGGCCCAAUACAGAGCGGCAGCAACAGCAACAGCAGCAAACCAAAGACAAUGGCUACGAUGAGACAGAUCAUGUGCAACUGCGCCACAAGCGCCACAGACAGUUACUCGAUCGAGGGGGUGGCGGUGGUGGUGGCUCAAUGAGCGAUCUAAGCAGCGUUGUUAGCUCCGCUUCAGCCAGCACAGUCUCCUCGCCGCUUUCGACGCCCACGCGACUGCCGCAGCAGCUGCAAUUGAAGCAAAGCCAUCAUCAUCAUCAUCACCAACAUCAUCGUCAUCACUGUUGCUCGCACUCGAAGCAGCCAACGUUACCAGCAACAGCAGCAGCAGCAGCAACAACAACACAUCAGCAAUCCUCACAGCAUCAUCAUCACCACCAUCAUGUCACGACGUCAGCAGCGGCGGCGGUUGUGGCAGCCGCUGCGUCCGCUUCUUGUGGCUCCAACUCAACCAAGAGCAAGAAACUCGAUCCGCGCCACACGCCCUCGCCGUAUCGCCAACUAUUGCCCAUUGCAAUGUGCCUGCUGUCGUUUGCAUUGGUCUUUGCCACCUUGAUUGUCUACAUGGAUACGACAGAAAUCCGGCAUCAGCAAUUCCGUUUAAACAUGUCGCGCGAUUACGAGCUGAACAGCGUGGCCCAAGAUGAUCCCGCACUCAUUGCAUUCCUGCGCGAAAUCCAUAUGCGCAAGUAUACCAUGUAUAUGGCCAAAGGCGCUGUUAGCGUCGCCAGUUCUACGGGGAAAACAGCUGGAGCUGCCACGCCCGCCGGCACGGGCAAUAGCAGCGGCAGUAGCCCGCCACACAGACAAAUCAACAGCAUGGCCGAUCAGCUGGCCCACUAUGUGUCCGAUUUAGUGGGUGGAAAGCUGAAUGGAGCCGUCAUACAAUCGCUGAGCGGUCCGCUGGCGCAUCUCAUUACAGCGCCCUGGCUGAACGAGCAGCUCAACUGGAAUGGGAUACUCAUAGAGCCGGAGCCACGUUGGUAUUUCGCGUUGCGUAAACAAUUUGCGCAACGGCAGCGCCUGCAGCUGGUGCACGCCUGCGUCUCACCCAAUCCCUAUCCCAAAGAGAUUACCAUACACAACGAGGAUGUGCGCAUCAACAGUCUGCACGAUGAGGAGACCUCGUGGUUCAAUUCACGCGUCAAGUGCUUUCCGCUCUACACGAUCAUGCUGGCAUGUGAGCGCACUCAAUACGAUUUGCUCAGUCUGGGCGUCCAGGGGCAUGAGCUGGAGAUACUGCAAACGUUGCCAUUUGACAAGCUGAAAAUCAACAUCAUCUCCAUACACCUGCUGGAGGAUCAGGAGGAUGUGACCGACUAUGUGCAGAGCAUAACAAAGUUCCUAGCGGGCAAGUUCUACAAGCUGCAACGUCAAUUCGGACGCAACUAUUUCUAUCAGCGUCUCAAUGCCAGCGGCAGUCGCACGCGUAAGAAAGAUAUUCUGCUGCUAAAGACGCCGCAGCAAUAACAACAACUUAGAUUACAACAACAACAAUUAGCAGCAGCAGCAGCACAUAAAAGAAUAAAUAUGC
Messenger RNA from Drosophila busckii, 1970 nucleotides. RefSeq names its product protein Star (gene S). Bases 71 to 1906 code for a protein of 611 amino acids. The transcript is spliced from 4 exons. NCBI's taxonomy places the organism in Eukaryota, Metazoa, Arthropoda, Insecta, Diptera, Drosophilidae. The record is from RefSeq and is a predicted model, not a curated record.